Closterium sp. Yama58-4 is the source of this 2805-nucleotide messenger RNA. The record is from the annotation of a GenBank genome assembly. Lineage: Eukaryota; Viridiplantae; Streptophyta; Zygnematophyceae; Desmidiales; Closteriaceae.
AUGAGCAAGCCACGAUGCGCGAGAGCGAAGGCGCGGCUGGCGAAAUGUGAGGCCAAGUUCAAAUAUGAGGACGGGAGGCGGCAGAAAAUGCAGGAACAGGCAGGCAUCAAGGUGGAGAUGAGCGGCGAGGCCCCAACUGGUUUCCUGUCCGGGAAAAUCAAAGCGAGGAAGGCAAAAACAAGGCUGGAGACGGUGAAAUUUCAAGGGAAGCAAUACGCGGGGGCGAAGGAAGCUCUCAAAGCGGCAUCUGAGUUCUACGCGGACCUGUUCGCGGUGAAGGCGGGGCCGAGAGGUUUGCCGGUGGACUUCAGCAUGGACAGAUGCUUCUCACCGGAGGAUGCAGAGGCGUUACGUGCACCGUGGGGCAAAGAGGAGGUCAAGCGUGCGCUAGCGGAAAUGGCGCCUGGCAAAACCCCGGGGAGAGACGGCCUUCCGAAGGAGCUUUGGGAGUCUCAGUGGGACCUCCUGGGCGGGCAGGUGAUGAAGUUCCUGAAGGAUUUCGAAUGGACGGCAGCGCUGCCGGUGGAGUUCUCGACGGCGGUAACGGUGCUCCUACACAAAAAAGGGGACAAGGAGGAUCUGCAGAAUUACCGGCCGAUCACCCUGCUUAGUACGGCAUACAAGCUUGUGGCGAAGAUUCUGGCGAACAGGGUAAAGCAUCUACUGGAAAAGGUGGUGUCGGCGGGGCAGUUUGGAUUCCUACCUGGGCGCAGCUUGGCUGGUGCAGUGGCGAUUGUGGCAGACGCGAUUGACGCGGCCAAUGCUGAGGGGAAGGAUUGGCUGCUGUUGCUGGUGGACUUCAGGAAGGCUUUCGAUUCGGUAUCACGAGAUUACCUGUUUGACGUGCUGAAAAGAAUGGGGUUUCCGGAUGAGUACUUGAAAUGGGUUGAGGGCCUACACCAUGGAGCGGCAACGCGCAUCUGCAAUGAUGGGUGGCUCGAAGACGAGGUCCUGGUCCAGUCUGGGGUAAGGCAGGGUUGCCCCCUUGCGCCCUACCUGUUUCUAUGCGCGGUGGAGCCUCUUUGCCAGGAGGCGCAGAGAAGGCAGCUCGGUGUGGACGUAGGUGGGGCAGAGAAGCUGACAUACCUGGGUUACACGGAUGAUACCACCUUUCUGCUGAAAGGGCGAGCACAGCUUGACGCGGCGGGGAAGCUGCUUCAGGACUUCGAACGGAUGUCGGGGCUGGCGGCGAACUGUGACAAGACUGUGGUAAUGCCUCUGGGGAAGCAGCGAGACGAACAGCCGCCGGCGGCCUCCCCCUUCAAGUGGGCAGCGCGGGACGAGCCAGAGCGCCUGCUGGGGGUGUGGAUCACAUCAAGUGGGGAUGCGAGGCCGUCAUGGAGAAGGGCAUUGCGGAGGAUGGAGACGGAGCUUAAGAAAUGGGAAGAGAAAUAUCUUACUACGACGGCGCGGGUAGCGGUGAUCAACGCGUACGUCAUGCCCAUCGCGCUUUUCCAAGCGCAGGUAGCGAGUGCAGGGCCCGGCUUCAUCCUGUGGAGCGCUGAACUAAUGCAGAUGAGGAGGAGUGACGGGGGGCUGGGGGUGAUUAACCUUCGCAAUCGGCUUGACGCGGAGGCUCUCCACUCGGCGGGCGGGCUCCUGAUUGAGGAGUCUCUACUGAGACGGUCCCUGGCGGAGAUGGCGGCGCGCCUCCCUCUCGGUUACGCGUCAUUCUACGCGCAUGAGGCCCUGCUCAAAGCAUGGGGAGGCGGGAGCGAGCGUUGGAAGGCGAUUGCGGCAGUGGUGUUGGCGUCCCCUAUCGCUCGCGACCUGCCAUGCAACACCAGAUGGGAUGUGGAGAAAGAGCGGGUGGUUUUCAACCGGCACAUUCUGCGAGGAGAAAGCUGCCCCUUCGGGAGGAGGAAGGAGGACGCGUGCCUACGCGACAUCACCGUGGGAGACUUGGUGAUGAAGUGGGUGGACGGCACCCGAAGCCCCAAGUCGCCGGAGCAGCUGGCGCGUCUGCUGGGCAGCAAAGAAGCAGCGGCGCUAGCAGCGACGGUUUUUGAAGCAAUACCGGAUGAGUGGAGGGCGCGGGUCCUGAAAACGCUCGACACGAGCGAAGUUCGCGAAGCAACCAGGGUGGUUCGCACUACAGGCCGCAGGAAGCAGCUGUGGUGGAUAACGGAGGUGUGUGGCAGCUUGUUAAGGUGCGCAAGGAUGCGGCGGCGGGGCGAUGGAGCGUCGUGGUUCGUGCCAGAGGGAGCGAGUACCUGCCUACUAUCAGCGUCGGCAGUCACGCCGCUUGCAAUGGCGGGGGAGAGAGUGGCUGGGGAGCUGGGAGACCCCCGUGUCAGGCUACUGGGAACAGACCUCUGUGUGGGGGACAGCGUCGCCUCCCUGAGGCAGCUGAGAGAGGAGCUGGAGGUGGAGCAGCCGGUGGUGCAGGCGCUGAUUGGCGCCAUCCGUUGGUUAAACCCGUCCAGGAGGAUAAAGUCGCUGGGGGACUUGAUGUUUCAGCGGGGGGGCACGUCAUCCGGCUUCCUAGAGCUGACGGUGUCAGCAAUCACUUUCCACCAAUUAUGGGUGGCGCGGUGUCAUGCAGUUUUCAGGGGCAAGAAGUUUCGGUGCGGAAAGGUGAUGCGGAGGAUCGUGACUGCUUUCUGCUUGCAUGCGCGGACCUACGAGGGCAUCAAGAGGAAGAAGGUCUGGGCGAAAAAACGACACGUGGCUAAGAAACACCUGGCGAGAGACGAGAUCACGGCAUUGGAGAACGUCAGCACGCGGAUUGGCAGCAAGCUUAUGUGGCGAGAUGACUUCAUGUCCAUCUGGACAGAUAGGAGGUUUAGGUUCAAGCCACCGUAG